Messenger RNA from Lymnaea stagnalis (great pond snail), 5273 nucleotides. The record is from the annotation of a GenBank genome assembly. Lineage: Eukaryota; Metazoa; Mollusca; Gastropoda; Lymnaeidae.
AUUAAAUAAAUGCUCUUAUUCCAUUAAAGGAAGAAUAAGGCACCCCUACCGCUCUCACACGUUUUCUUCAAGACUUCACAUUUCCGCUUUCACAUCGCAAUUUAGAUUUUAGUCAGUAAAAUGGCGAAGUAUUCAUUCAUGAUCUUGGUUGUUUUAUUCCUUUUUUGUUUUGUAAAUGGUAAAAAAGAUUCAAAGAAAGAAAAAAGUGACGAGUCGGAAAAGUGGAAAAAAAAAGAUGUCAGAGACUACAAUGAUGUAGACUUGGAGAGGCUUUACGAGCAGUGGGAGGUAGACUUAGCCUUAGCACUUGGACUUAACUUAACUUAUUUAUUAUUUAGAGUUUUGUUUAGGCUUAGGCCUAGGCUUAAUUUUGAAAAUUUUAUAGUUUAAUAGGCUAAUUAUUUAUAAAUAGAAAUAAAAUACUUUGGAAACACAAUGGCCUUGGCCUUGGAUACAAUUACCUACAAGUUCAUUACAAUUUCAAAAUUUUGAAGAGUCAAGUUAGUGUGUAAAUACUAACUAGUUUAGUAAAGUAAUAGUAAUAGUAAGAGUGAGGGCAAGUGGGGGGGUAGUUAAUUAAUUAAUUAUUAAUUAACUGAACUCGCAACUUAAAAUUUCAUAAGCGGCUUAAUUUCAAUAAAACGAUUAAAGUGGAGUUCAGUUUCCAGUUGCGUAGAUUAUUUUUUAGCGCAUUUCGUAUUUUAUCAUGUAAACAUGCAUGUAUUCUAUAUUAAUUAAAUACAGGCAAUUGUUAACUAAUACUGAAUUUUAAAUUGCCCUUAAACGUAUUAUUUAUUUGAUUUUUAAAGAGUCUUUAAACAUCCCCCAACCAAAGUUACAUAGCCCCAUUUGUUUUUUUUUGUUGUUUUUUUUUCACCCUAUGGCCAGAUUUUUAACCACCUAUAUGUUAGUAUGCUAAACGAUAUCUUCAAACUGUAGGCAUGUUCACAAAAAAGAAUGAAAUACUAGAUUUUUCAUUACGUACGAACGCCUCCUUCUCCCCUCUUUCUUUUUUUUUUCCCCUCUCAGAGCACUCGGAAUAUGCGGGUUGGCCUUUGAAGUCUGAGGGGGGGGGGGGNGGUGAAUUAGAAGUGGAUCACACACGUCAUCAUUGUCCUAGAGUGAAGCUGAAAAGGGUGGGGUGGUGGGGAGUUACGAAUAUGUGCCAAUGUGUGAUCACGAAUAUGUGCCAAAAUGUGUGAUCACGAAUAUGUGCCAAUGUGUGAUCACGUGUCCACUAUUUUAAAAAAAUAUUUGUGACGUUGCAGGAAUGGAGGAAAUCUGAUCCUUUAUUGAUAGUCAUCUCAUACUGAUGGCUGCAAAUACGUUGUCUGUGAUUGGUUAGCUCUAAUUUGAGCACCCCUCCCCUUUUUUCGUAUGCAAAUGCGCUUAUUAAUGGUGACUGAUUUGCGCUGAGUAAAAUGAGGGUGAGGGCUAGUGAUUCUAUAGAAUAAGACGGACUCGUUUUGCGGUAUUGCUGGUAGUGGGAUCAUUUUGUUCACAAUGGCAGGACGACCAAGAGACAAUAAUUGAAAUUGUUGAUCCAACGGAAAUUUUAAAUGGUGCAGCAUUUGGUUUAUACGCGAACUUAUAACGUAUCUUUAAAGACAAAAGAGUUAUCCUUGACUUACCACAAUGGCUCCGUAAAAGACAAAAGAUUCAUAAAAAUGUAAUUUUUUAUCUCAUAAAAUUUGUUUAAUUGCUGUUGUAUUUCAAUAAAAAUAUGGUAUUUUACUUUUAAAAUACUUUUUAUAAAGAAUUAACAUAAGUUUACACACGAAAAUAAGAAAUUCAAACAGAAAUAAUAUACACACCUGAACUCCACUUUUACCGUGUUUAUUGAGUAUAUGUAGGCUACUGACUAACUACUGAGAGACUACUACCAGUGUGUAAGCUGUAUGAAUGAACAGUCAAGCUAAGCCCGCCUAAUCCACUACGUCUAAGCCUAAUACUAAUAAGCUAGGCUACACAAUUCACAAGUAAUUCAACUACGACCAAGGGUGCUGUGACUGUGAUUGUACCUUUGGAUUGGCUAGAGUCUUAAGUUAAGUAAGAUUUAAUUAAUAGAAAGACAAUGUCAGACUAUGGCUAAUAUUAAUAUAUAUUGGGGCAUCAGGUAAACAUUAACAUAGUGUGUAAGUUAAACAUUACUAUUAAAGUUUAGUACAGGGACAAAAUACACUAAUGCAGGGAUGUCCCCCACCCUUUGGAAGUGCAGUUGGCAGUGUCAUAGGGUGCUAAAAGAUAUGAUCCAGAAAAUCAGUUUUUUUUUUAUUAGCGUUGUAUAUUAUAGCAGUGAAUUCGAGGUGGGGUGCAGGAAAAGUUUUCAAAUCAAGAGGGAGUGCAGUUCUGCAAAAAGUUUAAAAUCUCUAAGCCUAUGCCUUUCUGUGGGUAAAACAAAAUAAAAACAUUUUAUAAAGCUAUAUUAAUUAGAAGGCUUCUCCCACCAUCCUCUCUAAUAAAGAAAUGGAAAGAAAGAAAACAAAUUGCGGGUAGACAGAAUCCCUCACAGUUGGAAGAAUCAGAACAAUUCUAAUGGUCUAACCCUAAGCAUUAAGAACAAAAAAUAGUAAGACUGCAGUGGGGCAGUAUAGGUAUCUAUUAUCUAUAGGGCCUAAGCUUACAUUAUAUUUUUAAAUUAGGGUUCAAUCUUUGGGCAACUCACAAGAAUAAAAUUCAUGGAAUGUCAUCGUAUAGCGUCAUAGUCUGCUAUUCUAAAAAGAUUGUUGAAAUUUUCAAAUUGUGAUGUUUCUAAAUUGCAAAUCUACUUAUUCUUAUAAAUAUAUAUAUAUUUUUUUUUUAAAGUUGAAAGAAGAAAAAUUACAUUAUUGUUUAGUUAUUUCUAAUAUUGUUAGGGUAACUCAACUGGCAUCAGCCAUCACAUUGUUUUAAUUUUAAGCAAAAUACAACAAAAUUUGGUUAUGAUAACAAUUUUAGAUCAGUGGGGUUGGCCAGAAUCAUAACAGAGAAACCAUGACUUCAAAACAACUUUAAUUAAUAUCUAGGGUCAACGAUAAGAACAAUUCAUAUUAAACAUAUGCUUAGAAAAUCAAUCAUUUGGUUUUAAAGUCAAUACUCUACACACUUUUCUUGUUCAAGAACUGAUUUUAAAAAUUUUUUCAUGAACUCAGAAGCUUACAAAUGAUUAUCAAUACUGAUAUAAAUUAAAAAAAUUAAAUUGCUUCUUUGCUCAUCAAGUUUCUAAAAGAUGAGCCUCAUCUGCAUUCUAUAAUAUUUUUGGACCACAUUUCCUAUUUCAGGAGGCAGAUGAGGAUGAAUUAGAGGAGGAUGAACUACCUGAUUGGAAGAAAGAGCCCCCGAAAAUUGAUCUGUCUAAUAUUAAUCCCAAUGAUCCUGAGGGUGUUCUAAAAAUGUCAAAAAAGGGUCGGACCUUAAUGAUGUUUGCUACAGUAUCAGGUACAUGUUAAUUCUGUGCAACGUUUUGAAUAGUCUGUUUUAUCUAUAUUAUUAUGAUGGGUUGUGGACAUAAUACUAUCAGUGCAGUUGUUUAUUAAUAAUGAUCUGAGAUCAGCUGAAUCAGGGUUUAUAACUCUUGCUGAAAGAGACUGUUGAUUAAUUUCAUUCUUUAGGUAAACCAACAGAAGAAGAAACUGAAAAAAUCUCCUUGCUGUGGCACAGUAGCUUGUUUAAUGCUCAUGUUGAGACACAGAGGUCAGUUGUGUCGAUAUUGAUGCUAAUAAAUAUGAAAUGUAUCCUAAUUUCAUGGCAAUGAACUAAUUCUGCUUUUACGAUAUUCUAAUUUUCCACUUUGUUUGCAUUAAAAUAUAUUGUUUGCUUCCUGUACUGUAAACAACCAUAAUUCACAUGACAUUAUUCAACUAAAGCAGAGAAUGUUAUAUCUUCUGUUAUUAUCCUGUGCUUUAAGAUAUGUAGUGGGUUCUGAUCGAGUGCUCUUCAUGCUGAAAGAUGGAUCAAAGGCCUGGGAAGUUCGAGACUUCCUUGUGAAGCAAGAACGUUGUGAAGAGGUUUCCAUAGAAGGGCAGAGUUAUCCAGGGGCUGGAGCUGAAGUAAGUGAAGUUAGUUCAGACUGAAAUUGUUGUGAUUAGAUUUAUCUAAUAUUGACACUUACAUGUAAGCUUUGUGUUUUUAUUGUUGACAUAUAAAUAUAAAGUUAGUUGAAAUCGUAUGUUUUUAUUGUUGACAUAUAAAUUUAGAGUUGAAAUCUUAUAUUUGAUUUAUUUCUCAGAAGAACCAGAGCUCCAAAGACAAAAAGUCCAAAUCAAAAAAAGACCAUAAAAAGAAUGAUGAACUUUGAUCACAUUUUGAACUUCAGUGUAUCACAAAUGACAGAUUUUGACUUACUAAUGAGUGAAAAUGACUGAUCAUGACAGAGAGAAUCUGACUGACAAUGACUGACUUUGCCUUAUCACUGUAAGAUGGCACCAAUAUUUGUUAAUGUUUUUUUAAUUGAAUUAGACUUGCCAAUUGAUAUUUUUAACUUUAUGAAUCUGAUAAGUGUAGUUGAUGUCAUGGUUUUAUCUAAGAUUUUACUCAUUUAACAUUCCAGCACUUCCAGGCUGAAAAUUGUGACUGAAAAUUUAAAUAUCUUAUAAAUCAUAUUUAAAGAUGAAAUAUAUAUUGUUUUCAAAUUUUGUUGAAAACACAAUAGUAGCAAAAGUCGAAAGCAAUAACAUCAUAUCUGUACAUGUGUGACUGACUAGCUGUAUCCCCCAUUUGCCUACAUACACCACUUAAGCUGUGCUUGAAAAUGUUUUUCUACUUGUUCUUUGUCCACUGUUUUAAUAAACUUUUGUUUAACAAAUUUAAAAUGUAUGUGCCAAUCACAUUUGAUCAUUACGGUAAGAAAUAACAUGUUAAUUUUCAUCUUCUUUGAAUAUGAUUCUGAAUAUGUGUCAGUUAUUGUAUCCCAUGGCCUCUCUGUGUAAGGUCAAAUACCAGAGGAGCAAUUAGUAUUGUGACAUUUUCUAAUAAUUUACCUAGCCAAUUUAUGGGCUUCCCAAUGUGGCAGUGGAACUUACCACUUUGGUGUCUAUUCACUUCUGGUUCUGACUAUUUAAGUGUUCAUCAUUACAUAAGUCAGCUGGACUGUGUGAUCACUUCAUCUGUGUCUAUGAGAGAAUUGACUCGUGUAAUCAGCAUAAGAGAUAGUUUCAGCUCUAUACUAGUCAUGGUUCUGUUAAUUAUAUCUAUGUAAUAAAAUGAAAUAACCUUAUCAUUGUCACUUGCUUUCUUGUGUUUUUUCUAGCAAUUAUAACUUAUAGUGUCAUUUAUGGUCAUAUAUUCAUUGUCUG